UUACCCUUAAUCAUGCCUGCACUGCUCUUCUCGCACCAAAGAGUGUAACUACAUUGUGUUGGGAUCAUCAACAAGUAAUCUUGACUGUAGCAACUCGCCUGCGUGAAUUUUACUUCCCUCGGGAGACCAACGAGAAACAUGUCGGUAGCCUUCUCCUUCCAGACGCAGCUCGUCUCCAUCAUGGACGCGCUAUCCAAAACAGCUGUGAUGGAAAUAAGCAAACUGGUGGAAAUCGAAUCCAAGAUGUUGAAAAUAGAAAUAACAAGAGGGCGAAACGAAAUCGCUUCUCUCACAGAGAAGCUGCAGCUGAUGGAGAAGUUGCUGUACAUGGCACAAGAGCGCAGGCAGGACGCAGCAGCAGCAGCAUGCUCAGAGAUGAGACAGUCUUCAGAACAUAAAACAUUUUUGGCUUCAGACAACUCAAAUGCAUUCACUAGUAGUGGGACCUCGUGGGAAAACACAAGAUCCUCAACUGAGAUGGACAGUUUGCAUCAAAGUGAGGAGCACACUUCAACUGAACUGCCAAACCCACCAAAUGAGUUGUCUGAACUAAUAGUGGUUAAAGAAGAACCAUCAGAGGUGGAUAAGAAAAACACUGAACAUGGCAGAACAAAUGAAACAAGACGGGAUACACUCAUAGACAUCCAAAAGGCUCCAAAUGUGAUGCAGCAUCCUAAGCCCAGUGCAGGACCCCCGCAGCCUCUUUUCAAUAAUAGCUUUGUGAAUUUAAGCACCCAGCUGCCUCUUGCUGUGUCUAGGAGACCGGAGAUGCAGUGGAAUCCACAACUAACACCUAUAUGCACAACCCUGCAGGAGGGGAAACAUGUGGCUCAAAAUGAUGCUUCCCAAAACUUCAGUGCACCCAGGAAUGUAAAGCUUCACAGUUUUAGGAACUCAUCUGCAAAGAGGUUUGGCUGCAUGCAGUGUGGCAAGGGUUUCAGAUGCUUCAGCCAGCUUGAAAUUCACCAGAGAAGUCACACAGGCGAGAAGCCAUUCAGAUGUACGCUGUGUGGAAAGCGAUAUGCCCAGAAAGGGCACCUGUACACACACCAGCGCACACACACUGGGGAAAAGCCCUAUCGCUGCACUAUUUGUGGAAAGGGUUUUAUCCAGAAAUGCACCCUUGAUAUGCAUCAGCGCACACACACAGGGGAAAAACCUUUUGUUUGUGUCAGCUGUGGCAAAGGUUUCACAAAGAACUGUAAUCUGAAAAAACAUCUAACUGUGCAUUUAGAUCCUGGCCUGAAUAUUUAUGGAGGUGAGUCAUUUGGUGGAACAAUUAUACACGGAACCACAUACAACAUUACUUCGGGGGUAAUCGCGUCAAAUCCAGAAAUACUGAGCUACCUCGGCGAGAUGAUGUGCGACAACGCUAACAGGAGUUUUCGUACACAGCUUGUCGUGAUCCUGGACAGGCUAACAAAGGCGGCUUUGGCUGAGAUCAGCAGCCUGGCUGACGAAUGCUCCUCCGUCCUUCACACUGAGAUAUCUCUGCAUAAGACGGAGAACGAGGCGCUGAAGAAGAGGUGCUACUCUCUGGAGGUCCAGCUGAGAGCGGCUAGAGGGGGACAGACCUACCCUGCACAUACUAGUGUCAGGCAACUUUCAGAUCAGCACCAGUCUGCUCCAGCCAUUGAAGGAGUAUUUGGGAAAGAAUGGUGCAUGGACCUGUGGAGAGACGAGAAGCUUCACCCUCAAAGAAGACAGCCAAUGGAGGCUGCUAUGACAAACAUAGGAGCAGAGGCAGCUGACAUGAUGGGGGGAGAAUCUGAUCUUAUUUUUGUGAAAGAAGAGACAUAUGACGAUCACCCUAUUGGUCAACAGAUGAGUCAUGCUGACAACAGAAAAAUUGUUGGGAUGUUUGACGAUGACAACAUGCUUCACAGAUCUGUUGAUGAAUUACAGCUUCACUCAGGGGAACUGAAUAAUUUCCCCAUAAUGUCAGAGGGACAAUUGUUGCAGCGCACGCAGCCAACCAUUGCCGACAGAUUAAUAGAGGACGCAGCAAUGAGCAGUCUGGUGGAAAACACAAAUCCUCCUUCGGCCUCUGUGGAACCCUCAGAUUACACAAACUGUCUCCAAACGAACACAACCAAACAACUCACCUUUCAGCCCAAACCUGUUAAGCCAUCAAAGCGGUUUGAUUGUUUAUUCUGUGGGAAAAUCUUUAACUAUUUAAGCAGCUUAAAAGUCCACAUUAGACGACACUCUGGCGAAAAGCCUUUCAGCUGCUCUGUGUGCGGGAAGCGAUUUGCUCAAAAAACGUACCUGAAACUUCACCAACGAGUGCACUCUGGCGAAAAGCCUUACAGCUGUCCAGACUGUGACAAAAGUUUUUCCCAGAAAAGCUCUUUGAAUAUUCAUCUUCGAACGCACACGGGUGAAAAGCCUUACAGCUGUGUGGGAUGUGGUAAAUGUUACGCAUAUAAAUAUGGUUUAAAUCACCAUCAGUGUUUCAACUGGAUGGUCAAACCAGAGGUAUUUGAUACAGGUCCUCUCAGUACCGCUCAGAGUGACUCAACAUGUGGCAGUUUAUCCUUAUUAACCUCCAGCAUGGAGGAAAAAUACUGAUUUGAAACAAAGAGAGAUGAAUUGUAUUAUUAUUGUAUUGUUACCUGUGCUACUGUUAGUCAUAUUUUUAGCUUUAGCGCAGAGACUAACAUAGCAGUUUUUAAACAAUAGUCAAGAAUAUGGGCCCAAGCUAAUACACUAUUUAUUCUUACAGGUCUGAGUCUGACUGAUCAGACAGCAAGACAUGGAAACAUUUAAUGUUUAAUUCGUUUUUGCAUGUGUUUGUUCCUAAUAUCUCAGGCCACCAAAGGACUGUCCCAAGAAAUACCAAAUCAUUGACUUUUUAUGGUCCUGGCCAACCUUUUAAACUACCUCCUUGGAGCAAAAAUGUGAAACAAGUUUGUUCCUUUGAAAAGCUCUUUAUUUGUCAUACAGCAUAUUUAAUUAUUUGGCAUUAAAAUGAGACUGAGGACAUUUCUCUUUGAAUAUAACUACAAUUAAUGUGUUUAUCUCUAGGUCAUUUAUUGAAAUAAGUUCCACAAGCUAUUAUUGAUAACAUGGUCAUACAGUUUGAAUAUUUACUUUUAUGGCUCCAUUGUGAUCAUCAAUUGAAGACAAAUGGUUUGUCAACAUUCAAUAAAUCUGAUUAGAUUUUGUCCUGUUUUAUUACUAUGCCUAAUAGAAAUUGCUUUCUUUGAAUGUAAAGCUUACAUGAACUUAUUCUGUUCCAGAGAUGAUUCUAGCAGCUUAGAUUCUAUUAGUAACUGAAGGUGAGUUUUAUAAAAUAAAACAAAUCAACACA
Girardinichthys multiradiatus is the source of this 3313-nucleotide messenger RNA. Its product is annotated as gastrula zinc finger protein xFG20-1-like. Gene Ontology annotation, molecular function: DNA-binding transcription factor activity; RNA polymerase II cis-regulatory region sequence-specific DNA binding. The transcript has 8 exons. The record is from RefSeq and is a predicted model, not a curated record. Gene Ontology annotation, biological process: regulation of transcription by RNA polymerase II. The coding region runs from base 139 to 2571 and encodes 810 amino acids. NCBI's taxonomy places the organism in Eukaryota, Metazoa, Chordata, Actinopteri, Cyprinodontiformes, Goodeidae.